This is a messenger RNA of Angiostrongylus costaricensis, 363 nucleotides long. The record is from the annotation of a GenBank genome assembly. Lineage: Eukaryota; Metazoa; Nematoda; Chromadorea; Rhabditida; Metastrongylidae.
AUGAUGGAGAACGGAAAAACUCGAUCAAUGGAUACGAAAGAAAUGUGCGAACGUGCACAUCUUGUGGCGACAUUAGAUUGCACCCUCAGUCUCUCCUUAGUUAACAAUCACCAGCCAGUCGUUUCUCUUCUGGGUCAUGUGUUGGAAAUUGAAUUAUUUGCAGCAAUGGAAACAACGAUUAAGGUGGAUCCCGAAGGAAUGAAGACAACCCGAUGUGACACGUCGAAAAAUAUGGAUAGGCAUGUACCCACACAAGCGAUUUGUAUUCACUGCUGGAAUACACCUCCAGAUAAUCAAACGGCAACCGAACCAGUGCACGAAUCCUACCACUUCAACGACGACAGUUGCAGAACAGAAGGAUAA